Messenger RNA from Paraglomus brasilianum, 504 nucleotides. Lineage: Eukaryota; Fungi; Glomeromycota; Glomeromycetes; Paraglomerales; Paraglomeraceae. The record is from the annotation of a GenBank genome assembly.
AUGCUAGCCAACAAACUACCUAGAGUAAAGCACCAUACCCACAAAUUAGCAUCUAUACCAUUGCUAGCAGAGAAUAUGUUUUGUGCUUGUAUUCCUGUAGGAGUAGCAUCAUCAGUACUGGAGGUAGCAUUACUUGAUAAACCAGCUGUAUCAUUUGAAGCUCCACUAGGUAAAGGAGUGGGGACAGUGGUGGGGGAACCUGAGAGGAUGGUGGUGGAAAAACCUGAGGCAAUGGUGGUGGGAGAACCUGAGGUGAUGGUGGUGGUGGGAGAACCUGAGGGGAUGAUGGUGGGAGAACCUGAGGGGAUGAUGGUGGGAGAACCUGAGGGAAUGGCAGUGGGGGAACCUGAGGGAAUGGCAGUGGGGGAACCUGAGAGGAUGAUGGUGGGGGAACCUGAGAGGAUGGUGAUGGGGAAACCUGAGGGGAUGGUGGUAGGAGAACCUGAGGGGAUGAUGGUGGGGGAACCUGAGAGGGUGGUGAUAGGGAAACCUGAGGCUUUGUAG